AUGCACGUGGCGGUCGUGGCGGGCACCUUGCAGGAAAAUGGUGGCGUGGAAAACCUGCAUGACGCCGACAAAGGAUGGCUCACUUCGCUUGGUCCUUUCAAGCGAACAACCUUCAACACCACCAAGCUGGCUACCCAAAUCUUGACACGCACGGCCUCGUCUCAUCAUCUCGACCGACCUUACUCUCCCCCACAGACGACUUCAAACGUGGAUAUCUCACUCCUCCUCAAGCCCAGAGACGCCAGACAGGGCGAUGUCGAGGACAACCGGGCACGUUCUUCAUCAGCCUCUCCAACAACCCGGUCGAGUGUGUCAGGUUCCAACUUGCCCAUAGGCGCCAACAACGCUAGCAACCAUGCCGGGCCUCAUGCUGGCAACACAAGUCCAUCGCCAUCAAGUCUUCGACCACAGCCUCAGUCACUGAAGCGAGCUGCAUCAACAGCGGAAUUGCCCACCACGUCUCCGGCCAAGAAGCAGUCAAAGUGGUCACCUGAUGAGGAUGCGAAGAUCAUCCAGCUGCGAGGCGACGGCAUGAAAUGGGAAGACAUCUCAAAGCAUCUGCCUGGCCGAAGUGCUAUAUCGUGUCGACUGCAUUACCAGAACUAUCUAGAACGUCGCAGUGAAUGGGAUGAAGACCGCAAAAAUAAGCUUGCACGACUUUACGAGAGGUUCAAAGCUGACAUGUGGUCUCGGAUAGCCGAAGAGAUGGCAAUCCCAUGGCGAGCUGCCGAAGCCAUGCACUGGCAGAUGGGCGAGCAUGAAAUGGCCCGACGGGCUGGAGUAACGCCGUUCACGCUCGCCAACACCAGCAACCUUGCUCAACAUCCCAAUGCCCCGACCAUAAGCGUGCGACAUCCCUUCCCUCCUCAUAUGCAAAUGCCGCCCAGCAUACCCGCAUCGUUGGCCACCUUCGAUCAUCAUCGCCGCAACUCUGGACCGGCCUUGUCGCAGUCCGGUCAACCACAGCAGCUGCCUUCUCUAGCCGAGUUGACCGCCGGGCUGCCUGCGUUCGCUCCCUCCUCAUAUCCUCCGAGUCAUCAAGCACCAAGCAGUGUAGGCUCCCCGUACUCCGAGUACCCAGGCCGUCGCAGCUUGCCUCCCGCCGGACACCACACAGGUACAGCCUUCGAUCACCUUCCACCUCCGGGAGCACUCAACAGCGGCAGACCAACGACUCCGUCCCCAGGUCAGCCUGCAGUUGCAGCCAACGGCUACUUCUCACGAUCCGACAUCAACGGCAACCGCUACUAG
Messenger RNA from Cyphellophora attinorum, 1251 nucleotides. RefSeq lists its product as uncharacterized. Gene Ontology annotation, cellular component: nucleus. The coding region runs from base 1 to 1251 and encodes 416 amino acids. Gene Ontology annotation, biological process: regulation of DNA-templated transcription. The transcript is spliced from 3 exons. Gene Ontology annotation, molecular function: RNA polymerase II cis-regulatory region sequence-specific DNA binding; DNA-binding transcription factor activity, RNA polymerase II-specific. The record is from RefSeq and is a predicted model, not a curated record. NCBI's taxonomy places the organism in Eukaryota, Fungi, Ascomycota, Eurotiomycetes, Chaetothyriales, Cyphellophoraceae.